CAGGCCAGCGGCCAACAUAAGAUUUAGUCCCUCUCCCACAAGAGACGGGCAGAAGGAGAAGUUCAUCGUCUUUUCCUUCCAAUAAGCUUCCCCCCAAACUUUCGGCUGCUGAAUCUGCGAAUCUCCCGUGUUCGCUCAACCAUGGCGUCGAUCGCAAGAUGGAGGCCAGCUCUUCUUAUACUCUUACUGCAAUUCUGUCUUUUGGUUCGCUCUCCUGUGCUUGCGAUCUCACCUGGGUCUGUCGAUGGUUACACUAUCAAUGGUCGAAUUAAGAUCCCAGUAGCAAAAGGUUUUGGUGCUCCUGUGAAAAUAUCAAAUGUCAAAGUCAUACUGAAUGGUGGCCAAAAUGUUACCUUUUUGAGGCCUGAUGGAUACUUCUCAUUCCAUAAUGUUCCCGCUGGGACACAUUUGAUUGAAGUGUCAGCAACUGGCUAUUUCUUUUCUCCGGUCCGAGUUGAUGUUAGUGCUAGAUUCCCGGGAAAGGUUCAGGCAGCGUUGACUGAGAACAGAAGAGGUCUUACUGAGUUGGUUUUGGAGCCAUUGAGGGAAGAAUAUUACUAUGAGAUCAGAGAACCAUUCUCCAUAAUGUCACUUGUCAAAAGCCCAAUGGGACUGAUGAUAGGGUUUAUGUUAGUUGUGGUGUUCUUGAUGCCCAAAUUAAUGGAGAACAUGGGAUCCUGAAGAAAUGAAGCGAGCGCAAGAAGAAAUGAGGAACCAAGGCAUUCCCUCGCUGUCAAAUUUCUUGCAGCCAGCUGCAGCAGCUGCUACUGCUAGGAGUGGUUAGAGAUUUUACUUCCGAGUUCAAUCAUUCAUGUUCCGAUUCGGUACUGGUUGAUUCCAAAGUUAACUAUUCUACGAACGUUCUGUAUUUUAUAACAUUGCAAAAACUUGUUAAGACACUGGGAAUGCAAGAAACUACUCUAGAAUAGCGUACACUUGUCAUCUUCGAAUGAGUGUUUUGUAAGGAAUACCAGCCAUUAUUCUAAUGUUGCACAAUAGAGACUUGGUGUAAAAAUGUUUAGUAUGAUAGUUCCAUGUUGGGUGGGUCGAAAUUCGAAUAGACUUUGAAGAUUAUUGAGUUUUGUCGCUACAGACUUUUUCUUUUUAUUAUGAAAUGGUCAUUCACCCACGAAA
Messenger RNA from Linum tenue, 1134 nucleotides. Lineage: Eukaryota; Viridiplantae; Streptophyta; Magnoliopsida; Malpighiales; Linaceae. The record is from the annotation of a GenBank genome assembly.